UCCGUCAAGUCGUUCUAUAAAACCAUGAUUGUUUAUAGUCCUGCGUAUAUAGUAAGGUUAUGUUUAUCAUCAUUUGGCUAAACAUCACUGUAACGUCAAAUCGUGUAUGAAGUCAUAUAAUUUUAUUUGUACAUAACGUUUCAUAGAGAAAAUGGAUUUCAAAGAUAGAGAAACAGAAAAACAAUUGGAGCGAGUACUGCUAAUCAAUUACAGUACAUCUAAAGAUGAUAAUUUACCAUCAAUUGUUAAAGCUAUACUUGCAGCUGAAUACGCACAGACAUUAAACAGCGAAUUUUGUCUGGAACAUAUCAAACCACUUGUAGGAAACAAAGAUUUCAAAAAAUCUAUUUUGAAUGCUAUUCAAGCAGAAUCGGAAUUGCAUUUCAAUUGGCUGUGUACGGGAAUUGCUUCAAUACUUUAUUUUGUGCAAAACAACUGGACUGGUCCGGAAGUAAAGGAUGAUAUAAACUGGUUAUCCGUCAUUAGAAACAAUGUGUUACAGGAAUUAUCUCUGAAUGAUCAGUGCAAUGAGAACAUGAGUAAACCAGAAUUGUUACAUUUAGCCAAAACAAUAUUUUCUAGCAAGGAUUUGCAGAAUGUUUUUGAAAGCAGUCUUUGGUGGCUAUUCAGAGCAAAUUUACUACAUUCAACAAUUUUGGAAGAACUGUCAGCAGUUCUCUUUGAUGAAACUGAGUCUUUGAUACUUAAAAUUGUGGAACAGGAUAUCUUACAAGAUACUUUUCUUAAGACUCUUUUUCAUCUAGAAGCAACACACUUUUAUUUAACAUACAAAAGAAUACAAAAUUCUGAACAUUAUCUCAAAAUAGCAAAUGAUGUAGCAAUGUUGAGAAUGGAACUGGUGGGAGCGAUGGGAAAGCGAACAAAAUACCAGCAAGAGGAAAAGGCACAAUUAUUCUUAAAAAUUAAAGUCAACAAAGAGCUAUUUCCAUCACGGGAGUGUAAAGAUUUGCCAAAAGCUUUAGAAUUGAAUGACGAUUUGCGAUUAGAGCGAAUAGAAUUUUCCGAGUCGGUCGAAAAAGUAAACUUAAACGCUCUCGAGGAAGCGAUUAUUUUAGCAACACACUUUCAGAUCAAAAUAUCGCUGCCAAAAGACAAGCUUACCGAUGAAGAAAUCAUUCCCUAUCUAACGACCAUAAUCGAGAAUACAAGAAAUUGGUCAUUGAAGAUGUCAUCCUUGUGUCAGCGUUGCUUAUUAGAAUCAAAUCAUAAAAGAACUAUUGAACGGUCUAUGUCGCAAAUUGAAUAUUUAAUUGAACAAUUAAAUAAUACUCAAACAGCUUAUAAAAUGGACCUGUUUUUCGCAAGUGGAAUGAAACCCAUCUGGCAGUACAAACACAUGUUAGCGGAUCUGAUGUUGAAUGUAGGAAUGGUGAAAGGUGCUUUGGAACUCUAUUUAAAUCUUUAUCUUUGGGAAGAUGUUAUUGUUUGCUACACCAUUUUGGAAUUGAAACACAAGGCAGCAGAAAUAAUACGUCAACAGAUAUCCAAGAAACCUACAGUAAAGUUGUGGUGCCUACUGGGUGAUGCGACUCAAGACACAGAUUGCUAUGAGACAGCUUGGCAAUUAUCUGGUAAAAAAAGUAGCCGCGUUCAGCGGCACUGGGGACUUUAUUACUUCGCAAUGAAACAUUACGACGAGGCUGUGCCACAUUUAAAGCAGUCCGUAGAAUUAAAUAAUAUACAAGAGAACGUAUGGAUCCGACUUGGAUUCGCUGCUUUGCAAAUUGAGGAUUGGAAACUGGCAGCUACAGCUUAUAGACGUUAUUGCGAAUUAGAGCAGACGAGUUUUGAGGCCUGGAAUAAUUUGGCUAAAGCUUGUAUAAAACUAGGUGAUAAAUCUAGAGCUUGGCGGGCACUUCAGGAUGCUGUUAAGUGCAAUUAUGAUCGUUGGGAAAUUUGGGACAACUUAAUGGUCGUCAGUAUUGACUUGGGUCAUUUCUCUGAAGUAAUCCGGUGCUAUCAUCGCAUACUUGAGAUCAAAGGAUCUCAUACAGAUGUUCAGGUUCUUCGUAUACUGACUAAAGCAGUAGUCGAUGAUAUAAAGGAUGCUGAAGGUAAUUCAUCGAGAAGACUUCUUCAAAGAACUUUAGAAUUAUUUGGACACUUGACAUCCUGUGUUCCAAAUAAUUCUGAUAUUUGGCGACUGUAUGCCGAGCUAAGUGCUGCUAAGAAAACUGAAUUGGAUGAUCAAAAGGCAGCACAGUAUUUACAAAGAGCAUAUCGUUGUGCAGUUUCAGACCCAAGAUGGUUUCAGACAGCAGAUGGAACUCAAAGUGUAUUAGAUUUAAGUUUAGCACUAGCCGACGAUUAUCUAAGCUGCUCUCGAAAUUGUACUGCUGUGCAAAAGAGAGCCAUGUUGGGUAGUGCAAAACUAUCAUUACAAAGUGUCGUGAAGAAAGUAAGAGAUCAAGAGCUGAUAAAUCAGACAGAAAUUUCUAAGAGCAUAGAAGAGAUUGAAGAGAGAUUAAAUGAAAUUGUUAAGGAAUUGGCAAUAAUAAAUACAAUGAAUUGAUUAUA
Cephus cinctus (wheat stem sawfly) is the source of this 2538-nucleotide messenger RNA. Its product is annotated as tetratricopeptide repeat protein 27. Gene Ontology annotation, molecular function: protein binding. The record is from RefSeq and is a predicted model, not a curated record. Lineage: Eukaryota; Metazoa; Arthropoda; Insecta; Hymenoptera; Cephidae. The coding region runs from base 152 to 2533 and encodes 793 amino acids. The transcript has 7 exons.